Peromyscus leucopus (white-footed mouse) is the source of this 1805-nucleotide messenger RNA. RefSeq names its product atypical chemokine receptor 1 (Duffy blood group) (gene Ackr1). Gene Ontology annotation, biological process: inflammatory response; regulation of chemokine production; chemokine-mediated signaling pathway. Lineage: Eukaryota; Metazoa; Chordata; Mammalia; Rodentia; Cricetidae. Bases 751 to 1755 code for a protein of 334 amino acids. The transcript is spliced from 2 exons. Gene Ontology annotation, cellular component: membrane. Gene Ontology annotation, molecular function: C-C chemokine binding. The record is from RefSeq and is a predicted model, not a curated record.
UGAAGGAGACUCAUUACACAGCCUUGACAGGCCUCCAAUGUUCUGUCCCUCUCACCCUGCAGCGCCUGUACCUCUAGAUAGCAAAGCACACACCCAGGCCAGGCACCACCCAGCAGCUAGCACUCAGAUGGAGACACACUGAUACCCAGCACAGGGACGCAGAUAAAUAGGUGCAUUCCCCUGCUCAUUCUAUCACACACAAAAGACCUCCGUUUAAAUGCAUAGUCUCAGUCUGGACAGAGCCAACAGCAAAUGCCCUUAGCACAACUUCCCUGCGAACAGGGGAACUUUUGAACUCUUUCCUUGGAUCUCAUUCAAAGGAAUAGAGAACAGAGAGAGUUAGCAGACGCCUGGUCACUCCAACUUCCCAGCACCUCUUUCUUAUCUCUGCUUCCUGUGUAACCCCUGGCCCCCUCAUCCUUCCUUGUUCCUGAAGGGUCCUCCCUUGCUGGAAAGCUCACUGACUUCUUCCUUGCCACUUUUGGGAAAAUCCCCCCUUUUGUGGCCUUCACGUUGUUUUCCUGAGGUCAUUCUGACCAGCCAAACCCAACUUCAAAACAGGAAGCUCCAGGACAGUACCCUGUGUUAGCCUAAGGUUUAAGUAGGCAGUCCUGAGUGUGACCCCCACACAUAUCCCGGCUCUGCCCAGAACCAGAGAGCAUUCAUUAGCCCUGGGCACUUAUCUUGGAGCCACAGCUGCUGACCGAGAGUCCUGGCCCUGUACUCUGCCUGCCCUGAACCUGCAGUGCCAUGGGGAACUGUCUGCACCCGGUGGAAACCUCCUUUUCACUAGACAAGAAUGAAACUGAGUGGCUUAUGGAUCUUUUGAAUUAUUCAUAUGAAGAAAACGACUAUGACUUUCCCAGUAACUACAGCGUUGGGGCAGCCGCUCCCUGCCGCUCCUGUAAUCUACUGGACAGUUCUUCACUGCCCUUCUUCAUCCUCACCAGUGUCCUGGGCAUGCUGGCAAGUGGUGCCGUCCUCUUCGCCAUUCUCAAGCCUCUCUUCCACUGGCAGAUCUGCCCCAGCUGGCCUGUUCUGGCACAGUUGGCAGUAGGCAGUGCCCUCUUCAGCAUGGCGGUGCCUAUCCUGGCACCAGGGUUCAACACUGUCCAUAGCACAGGCCUGUGUUACCUGGGCUACUGGGUCUGGUAUACUUCAGCUUUUGCCCAGGCUCUGCUCAUAGGUUGCUAUGCCUGCCUAAACCCCAGAGUGAAUAUAGGUCAAAUCCGUGGCCUCACCUUGGGACUCACUGUGGCACUUUGGGGAGCAGCUGGCCUGUUAGGGCUGCCAGUCACUUUGGCCAGUGAUGUUUACAAUGACCUCUGCACCCUUGCAUCCGACAAGGACCUGGAAGUUUUGAAGUCCGCCCACUCUGCAAUCUGUUUUACCAUCUUCACCGUGUUCCCACUGGCUCUCUUGGCAGCCAACGGGCUGAAGAAAGCAUUGAGCAAGGAGUCAGGCCCCUGGGUUAGUGUCCUGUGGGUCUGGUUCAUUUUCUGGUGGCCUCAUGGGAUGGUUCUCCUAUUCGAUGCCUUGGUGAGGUCCAAAAUCGUGCUUUUGCCAUCCUGUCCAUCCCAGCAGAUUCUAGAUGUGAUGCUGAACCUGGCGGAAGUCCUGGCUGUGCUGCAUUGUGUGGCUACACCCCUGGUCCUGGCCCUGUUCUGCCACCAGACCACCCGUAGAUCCUUGGUCUCUCUGUCCCCCCCUGCAAGACAGUCUUCUCCUACAGAUGCCUUUGCAGGCAAAUGCUAGUUCUUUCCCCACGUAUCAACCUAAAUUAAAGUCUAUACUGCUUUUAUGAA